AUGGCAGACUUCACCGACAAUCUCAAGCCCUUGUACGACGGUACAGCAACACUCCAGGCUGAGCGCGACGGCUCGCGCAUCGAUGUCGAUGAACUUGCACACCACCUCCUCGGCCGUGAUGACUUUCUUGAACGGCAGAAAAAGGUCCUCGCCGUCUUGAGCAAGGAGAAGCUCUUCCAAAAAGACCAGCAACUCAAUCUAUCGCGGCCUGACCGGUACCACCUGGGUCUCGCGCGGGCAAAAGCCAUCCAGAGGCUGAAGAGGCAACAGUGCUGGGAUGACGAGGACUGUAAGAUGGCGGAGUAUCUCGUCGACGAGCCGAGCCCAUACUUCUUGCACACGGCCAUGUUCGUCACAACAGUGGGCGAGCAAGGCUUCGAGGAACAGCAAAAUUACUGGAUGCCCAGGAUUGUCAACUACGACAUCAUUGGGUGCUAUGCGCAGACUGAGCUUGGCCAUGGCAGCAACGUCAGAGGGCUGGAAACCGUCGCCCUGUGGGACCCAAUGAAAAAGGAAUUUGAGAUACACAGUCCAAGUCUGACUGCCAGCAAAUGGUGGAAUGGGUCAAUGGGGAGGACUGCCACACAUGCCAUCGUAGUGGCGCAACUAGUUUUGCCAAAAUCACGUAACCUGCCCAAAGAGAGUAAAGUUUCGAAACCGAAAAGUCUCGACUCGGAUUACGUCGCCCACGGCCCGCAGACAUUCAUCCUGCAGAUCCGGGAUGAGAAGACGCAUCAACCUCUGCCUGGAAUAGCGGUGGGUGACAUCGGGCCGAAAUAUGGCUACGCCAGUAUGGAUAAUGGAUACAUGGUCUUUAACCACUUUCGCGUGCCCAAGUCGGCUAUGCUGAGCCGGUAUGCUGAGGUGUCAGACGAGACGGGCGCAUUCGUGCGGAGAGGACAUCCGGCUGUUGUGUACGGAAGCUUAACGUUUGUUCGAGGACAAAUCAUCAUGCAUGCAAGACUAGUCCUUGCACGGGCAGUCACUGUCGCAGUGAGGUACUGUGCCAUCAGGCGACAGUUCAAGGAUCGUGAUUCCACCGAUCCGUCCGACGAGGAGAUGAAGGUGCUCGACUAUCCGACCGUGCAGAUACGUAUCUUGCCACUGCUUGCAACUGCUUUCGCACUGCAUUACACGGGUGAAUACAUGUAUACGCUGUAUCAGAGGUCGCGGGAGAUGAUAGAGACUGGAGAUUUCGGUCCCUUGGCGGAAUUGCACAGCGCAAGCUCGGGGCUGAAGAGUCUUUGCACGACGCUUGCUGCUGAUGGCAUUGAAACGUGUCGACGUGCAAUGGGUGGCCAUGGAUAUGGCGGUGGCAGCGGCCUUGUUGGACUCAAUGCUGACUACCUCUCCAAACCGACGGUCGAGGGAGAUAAUUGGAUGAUUACGCAACAAGUGGCCGCGUAUCUGAUCAAGAAAAUGAGCAAUGCCAUCGAACAUCCUGACGCGCCACCCAAAGACCCAACGGAUGAACUGUUCAGGUUCUACCUCAAGAACCGCAAUUAUCACAUGCCUCAGGAAGUAGUAAAGGACGGAUCAAUAUAUGAUCAGACUAUACUCAAGGUCUUUCAAUGGCGGACAGCAGACCUGUCAUACCGCGCCUAUCAGGCUCGCGUGGUGGAGAGGCAGUCGUGGACACACCUGAUGAUACAGCUCCACAGUCUCAGUCGUGCAUACUCUGAGCAGAUUCUCGUCACCAACUUCUACAAUGGCCUAGGCUCUGUCUCUCCGGCCAACCAGUCUGCUUUGCGAACAUGCUUCCGGCUCUACGCCUUGUACACACUUGAUCAGUAUGCUUCCUCGUUUACUAUGACGGGUGCUGUUUCACCCGAGUCGGUACAUGCUUUACAAAACACGGUACUUGAUUUAAUGACCGAGCUGCGGCCAGACGCUGUAAAGCUUGUAGAUGCAUGGUCGAUACCAGACUUUCUUCUGAACAGUACACUUGGGAGGCAUGACGGUAAGGUGUAUGAGGAGUUGUUCGACAUGGCGCAUCGCAAGAACCCAUUGAACCAGGUCACUUUUAAUGUGGACUGGCGUAGUGACGAGAUUGUGCUGGGCAGUGGAGAUGGGGGGCGGCAUGUGUUGGCGAAGCUGUAA
This is a messenger RNA of Bipolaris victoriae FI3, 2100 nucleotides long. RefSeq lists its product as hypothetical. Gene Ontology annotation, cellular component: peroxisome. Bases 1 to 2100 code for a protein of 699 amino acids. The transcript is spliced from 3 exons. Lineage: Eukaryota; Fungi; Ascomycota; Dothideomycetes; Pleosporales; Pleosporaceae. The record is from RefSeq and is a predicted model, not a curated record. Gene Ontology annotation, molecular function: fatty acid binding; acyl-CoA oxidase activity; FAD binding. Gene Ontology annotation, biological process: lipid homeostasis; fatty acid beta-oxidation using acyl-CoA oxidase.